ACCAUAGGAGUGUGCCAUGGUUUCUCAAGUCCCAACUAGGAAGCAAUUCUAGCAACACCACCUUGAAGUAGGUUAUAGGGUAAUCGAAGCAAGAAAGCCACCAUAUUCACUCUAAGGAAGGAUUGCCCUAUACUGUGUCACCCAACUCCAACUAUAGUCAAAUCCCAACCACUCUUCUUCCACCCUUUCUUUCCCAAAACUUCUACUCAUCCAUCCCCUCCAUUUCGCCGGUCCGCCAAAUCCCAAACCAAAGAAAACAAAAUGGGCAAUGGCAUCUCCAAAAACACAUGCUUCUCUGGCGAAACCUAUGCGCCGGCUGUCUCAUCGAACCCAGUACUCGGCGACAUCCAUGGACACUCCUUCAAGUACGUGCCAAUAGCCGUCGCCUUCGGCAACUCCCCAAUGGCUAAUGUGCUCUCAUCAAAAACACCCUUCUUCUCUUUAUUCGGAGCGGCCAUCAACGCCAAUCAAGCAACAUCAUCAUCAUUACCGUCGUUCCGCAUGCUUAAUGAGUUGAUGCUGCCGCAAUCAUCUGUGUGCACCGUUAAGAGCUCGUGCUCCUCCGCCACUACACCGGACCAGGCCCAACCAACUAGGUUUUCCUUUUCUGGCCACUUCUUGGAUUCAUCCGGCACCGUAUCCACUAUCUCCAACCAGCUGUCAAGGCGGCCCUUCAUGUCAGGUAUGCUAGACCACUCCUUCUCAUCGUCCUCCUCUUUUUUUAGUCACCGGGACAGUAUUUCUCAUCUCAUGAUUGAACACGACGCCACAGGCUCUCGGUGUUGCAAUGAGCAACCUCUCAAAAAAUCCUUAGCCAUAGCCGGCUCCAGGCUCGAUUUUAGUGUGCCACGCAACAACCUCCUAUCAAAGGGUCCUAUUGAGGUGUCAAAUAUGGAUUCCUUUGCCGAUGGGGAUCACCGCUCGCCACCAAGAGACAAUGUGCAGUGGGCUCAAGGCAUGGCCGGCGAGGACCGCUUCCAGGUGGCGGUCUCAGAGGAGCGUGGGUGGGUGUUCGUGGGGAUUUACGACGGCUUCCUCGGUCCCGAUGCGACCGACUACCUCUUUGCGAACCUCCACGUCGCUGUGGACCACGCACUCAAGGGUGUGCUCUCGGACAACAUCCAGUGCAAUGAGCCCACAACCAAUUCUAAUAAUCUCUUUUCUCUGAAUGGAGGCAAUCAUAGCCCGGAAAUUGAACGUAAGCCGGCGAAGAGGGGUCGGACAGAAUAUCCGGAGAAGAAAAAUUCUGCCAGUUUUGGGGGCAUCCCAACGAUGCACCAGAAAGUCCUCGGGGCGCUGGAUCAGGCGCUGAGGGAGACGGAGGAGGCAUUUUUCAAGGCAGCGGAGGAGGCCGCGGCCGACAACCCGGAGAUUGGGCUGAUGGGGUCAUGCGUGCUAGUGAUGUUGAUGAAGGGCGAGAACGUGUAUGUGAUGAACGUCGGGAACAGUCGUGCCGUGUUGGCGAGGAGGCUGGAGCCCAAUCUUGAUAACAUCCUCGGCAAGGCGACAGAGAAGGAUCUGCAGCAGUUGAAGGCCGAGAUCAUGGAUGGCCUACAGUCCGUGCAGCUCAACACUGAACACAGUACCUCCGUUGAGGAGGAGGUAAAUAGGAUCAAGACCGAACAUAAUGAUUGCAACGCCAUCAUCCGCGGCAGAGUGAAGGGGAAACUCAACAUCACCAGAGCAUUCGGGGCUGGCUACCUGAAGGAGCCAAAGUGGAACAGUAUGUUGUUAGGGGCCUUCAAGAUUGAUUACAUCGGGAAGGACCCCUACAUCAAUUGCAUCCCAUCACUGCGCCACCACCGCAUCGGUCCAAAUGACAAGUUCCUGGUGUUGUCGUCUGACGGGCUCUAUCAGUAUUUCACCAACAAAGAGGUGGUUGAUGAGGUAGAGAUGUUCACAGCUGCGUGUCCCAAGGGCAAUCCCGCUGAGCAUCUCAUCGGUGAAGUGUUACUUCGGGCUGCAAGGAAGGCCGGUAUGGAGUACCAUGAACUGCUCAACAUAUCCUAUGACAAAAGGAGGAGGUACCAUGACGAUGUUUCCAUCAUCGUGAUCUCAUUCAAGGGGAGGAUGUGGAGAUCCUCCGUUUAGGCAUAGUGUUUGGUGGGGCAUAGUGUGUCCUCGUUUCAUAGAGUUUCAGAAGUUGGUUGCCUAGUGAGCAAUUCAAGGUGUUUUAGAGUUAAUAAAGACCUGAAUAAAAUGCUUCCGAUGGGCUAGUAGGGUAUGGUGACAUCGGAAAGACAAAACGAGCAGGACUGUCAAAGCACAUGCACCAUGAACAACAACCUUGUUAGGUCUUUGUUUUGCUUCUCUUAGAGAAUAAUGUUCCUUUAUCGCCGAAAACCCGAAACUGAUAUGAUAGUUCGGCAGGAGGGACUCUAGUUCUAGUAGUAUGCUUAUGUAAUAAGGUUUCCCGGCAAUGGUGUGAUGGAAAGAAUAGGCGAAACUAUAUAAGCUCAAUAAGAAUGUUAUGUUUGUUCCUUUGCCUAUACAUGACCGAGAUUGCUACAUUCCAGUACUAGAAGCUGACACAUGCUUCUCUGCGCCUUCAGUUUUACCCAAUUAAAACUUCUCGCAAAAAUCUUUAUCAGGCACUAAAAAAAAUUACACUCCAAGCUCAUAAUUCAGUUCAGAUUCGGUUUUCCUUUCAUAGACUAUGCAUACUGAUUUUGGUGGGAGAAACAUAGCCUAAACAUUUAGUAUAUACAUACAUUGGUAUAAAUAUAAAAGCCUCCUCACCUUCGGAAAUCCAAUUCGGCUCUUGGUCCUAUGACUCAUAUUCAUGUAGAUGAAAAAAAAAAACAAAGUUUCUGACUGCAUGUCACCAGUUGGCCAUAUCCAGAACUCUGUAUUCACCAUUUCCAUGUUGUUCCAGUAAGGAAAAGCAACAAUAACAAUUAUGUGGAUUGAGAGCAGACAUAUAAGGGCUCAAAAAAGAAGAUAAAAAAAAUUGAUACCCAUUCCACAAACCAAAGAAAAACAUUGUAUGCCAUACAUCAACCAGGCAUUUUUAAUAAACUUAGUCAGCAUACUUUAGCUGCAACCUCAUUAAUGGCCGGCACCAUUUUCUUUUCUCAUAGAGCAAUACAUUAAGAUAGGGCAUUCAGGUUUCUACUGAUGGCAUGCAUCCUAUUACGAUGUAUAAAUGCAGAGAAAUUUGCUUGUAGAAUAAAAGGAAACAAGAGCAAGGAGACCUGCAAGAAGGGCAAGAUUACCGUGCAAUGAAAUCAAGCGGAAGGGACGUAAUAACAGAACGGGAAUGACAAAUCGCACGCUUUUUUAUGGCAACUUUAGUUGACGCGAGGAUGCCAAAUUUAGUUGACAAGCACGGUAAUUUUCUGGCAAAAAACAAACUAAGGGUGGAAUUGCCAUGCUUGCCAACUAAACUUGCUAUCCCCCGCGUAUAUAAAUUGCAAAAAAAACGUUCCAUUUGCCAUUGGCAAAUCCCAAACGUUCAGACUUAUCAGCGUCAUAAUAAAAAGAGGCAAAUUAAACAAGCAAUGUUCAUCAUGAAAACCUCACCUGAGUUGCCUCCAUGUGACAUA
Messenger RNA from Triticum urartu, 3545 nucleotides. Its product is annotated as putative protein phosphatase 2C 31. The record is from RefSeq and is a predicted model, not a curated record. Gene Ontology annotation, molecular function: protein serine/threonine phosphatase activity. NCBI's taxonomy places the organism in Eukaryota, Viridiplantae, Streptophyta, Magnoliopsida, Poales, Poaceae. Gene Ontology annotation, biological process: protein dephosphorylation.